Molecule: messenger RNA, 306 nt
Organism: Gongylonema pulchrum
Lineage: Eukaryota; Metazoa; Nematoda; Chromadorea; Rhabditida; Gongylonematidae
Source: the annotation of a GenBank genome assembly
AUGUGCGGUGAAAACAAGGGAGGCCAACUGUUGUGCUGUGCCAUCUGUCACAAAACGUUGCAUCCCGAAUGCACUGCUCUCCCGGAACACGUCGUCCAUAUUGCGCUGAAUUAUAAGUGGAGUUGCAUUGAUUGCAAAAAAUGUACGGUGUGCGAAAAACCGGAUAAUGAAGCUGCGAUGUUAUUUUGUGAUCGCUGUGACCGUGGCUAUCAUACAUACUGUGUUGGCCUAUUGAGUCCGCCAAGUGGUACAUGGAUUUGUACCAACUUUUGUGCAGAUCAUCUCGAACAUUUAGAGGAAACGUAG